AUGUCAGGAUCAAACCGGUUGAAGCUGACGGUCCUGUCAGAAGACAGACUGCAGAUGAAGUGGAAAGAGACGGAAGGGAACACCAACGGGUACAAAGUCCGUGUGAAGCCUAUGGCAGGCGAUUCCGAACAGGAGGUCAUGCUCAAAACCAAGAGUGCGAAAGCGACGGUGGGAGGGUUGAGCCCCACCAAAGAGUACACUCUGCAGAUCUACAUCCUGAAUGGCUCUCAAGAGGCCCUCUUUGUCAAGAGGCGAUUUGUGAUUGAAGAGCUAAAAAACUUCUCCCAAGUUAGAAGUAACAGAAAGAACCCGACGAGUGCCCCUGAGAAGGCAGAGACGUUCCUGGGGACCACAGCUGCUGAUGAAACUCUGAUAAUUCCAAACUUCCAGUGCGACUCCUCUGCGACGACCGAUAUCAUCCUUCUGGUGGACGGCUCCUGGAGCAUCGGCCGCAACAAUUUCAGGCUCAUCCGAGAAUUCCUGGCUGCGCUGGUGGCGCCGUUCAACGUUGCUGAGGACAAGAUCAGAGUCGGCUUAUCCCAAUACAGCAGUGAUCCGCGCACUGAAUGGGACCUGAAAACGUACACCACCCGGGAAGAGGUGUUAGGUGCAUUGAGGAGCUUGCAGUACAAAGGAGGAAACACUUUCACAGGACUCGCAUUGACCCACGUCUUGGAACAGAACCUGAAGCCCGAAGCUGGAGCUCGGUCCGAGGCUCCCAAACUGAUCAUCCUCUUGACCGACGGCAAAUCGCAGGACGACGCCGGCCCCUCUGCACAAACCUUGAAGAAUAUGGGAAUUGAGAUCUUUGCCGUUGGAGUGAAAAACGCCGACGAGGCAGAAUUGCGCCAGGUGGCCUCUGAGCCUUUGGAGCUGACGGUGUACAACGUCCUGGACUUCCCACUGCUCAGUUCUCUGGUUGGCCGGCUGACACGAGUCUUGUGUGCAUGGAUUAAGGAGAAGAACAAGGAGGAGAACACAGGCGAUCCAGUCAAAACUGCUCCGGUGAAUGGCGGUGCCCAUCUGAGCCCAUCCAACCUGGUGGUAAAAGAGGUGACUGCCGGAAGCAUGCACCUCAUCUGGAAGCCUCCACUGGUACCACCCAAGAAGUACAGGGUGGUCUACUACCCAUCCAGGGGUGGGAUCCCCAAAGAGGUGGUUCUAGAUGGCUCUGCUUCCUCCGCGCAGCUCUUCAACCUCACAUCCCACACCGAAUAUCUGGUUUCGGUAUUUCCCAUUUAUGAGAAUGCGGUCGGAGAUGGACUCCGAGGUAUCACCUCAACCUUGCCUCUGUCUGCUCCCCGUUCCCUCCGAGCAUCGGAAAUCAGCCACAACAGCAUAAAACUGACCUGGCAGCCAGCAGAUGGCGCUACACAGUAUCUGGUCCUUUGUUCUUCAGCACCCAACGGAGCAAAUGACCACACUAAAGAGGUGAAAGUCAUGAAGACUGAAGUUCUGAUUGGGGGCUUGUCCCCCAGCACUGAAUACUCGCUGGCUGUGUAUGCGAUGUACGGAGAAGAUGCUAGUGACCCUGCAAGCAUCCAGGAAACCACACUGGCCCUGAGCCCUCCGCCCCGCCUGAGUUUCUCAGACGUCAGCCAUGGUUCAGUCCGGGUCAACUGGGAGGCGACGUUGCGAGCGGUGAAGACUCACCGGGUGACAUAUAUGUCCAGCAGGGGGAGCAACACCGGGGAGUUGGAGGUUCCCGGCAACGUUUCGUCCGCUGUGCUGAAGCCUCUGUCGUCGCUGACAAAAUAUUUUGUCAGCGUGACUUCCAUUUACGACGAAGGUGAAUCCUUUCCAGUUACGGGCAACGUUACGACAUUAAAGGUGCCGCCACCGAGCCACCUGAAAGCCACGGAGCUCUCGGGAAGCGAGAUCCGGCUGGAGUGGGAAGCGAUCGCGGCGUCGGACGUGGUUGUCUACCAGAUCAAAUGGAACAUGCUCGGUGAAGGGCGGUCGCAGGAGCUCUCUGUUGCUGGAAACUUGGCCGCCACUGUUCUGCCUGGCCUGAAAAAGAACACCGAAUACCAGAUAUCGAUUUGGGCGUAUUACAAGGACGGGGCUCGGAGUGAUACAGUCUCUAUUCGGCACAAGAUCACCACCAAGAAUCCGCCUGCAAAUCUUUUUGUGGAUUCGGAGACUCCCAACAGCCUGCAAGUCCACUGGAGUCCUCCAGAGGGUGCUGUGCAACACUACAGACUCACCUACACCCCCGAACUGGGCCAGAAGCACCAGGAGAUGAUAAUGCUGUCGGGUAAAAGCCGGACCAUCACACUUCACUCACUCCUUCCUGGUACAGUGUACACAGUGACAGUUUCUGCAGUCUAUGCCACAGGAGAGAGUGAUCCCAUCUCUACAACUGGCCAGACAGCCUCAGCCUUGGCCAGGUUGCCCACUUCAAGAGGAUCGGCCCCAUUCAGAACUGACGACUGCCCUCCCCUCGACUCCUCUGAAGGCGCCCUACAAGGGUUUGACCUGAUGGAGGCAUUUGGACUCCAGGAAAAAGAGUAUGCCUCCAUUAAAGGGGUGGCUAUGGAGCCGUACAUCUUCCUCGGAACUCACACUUAUACGCUCUACAGAGACAUCCAGCUGACCCGUCAAACAAGUGAAGUGUUUCCUUCUGGGAUCCCAAGCGAAUACACCAUCACUUUCCUGCUCCGACUUCUGCCAGAGAGCCCCAGGGAAUCCUUUGCCGUGUGGCAGGUGACGGAUGAAGACUUCCAGCCGCUUCUUGGCAUUGUACUUGACCCCAACAAGAAAUCCUUGACCUACUUCAGGCGUGACUCCGAUGCUGAUGUAGAAGAAGCCGCCUUUGACCAACCGGAUGUGAAGAAGGUUUUCCACGGGAGCUUCCAUAAGGUGCACGUAUCCGUGAGCCGUUCCAGGGUCAAGCUGUAUAUCGACUGCAAGAAAACAGCCGAGAAGCCACUCGGAGCAUCGGAGAAAGUCUUGACCACGGGCUUUGUCAUGCUGGGGAAGCUGACGAGGACACGAGGACCGCGGAGUGGAUCGGCAGCG
Gekko japonicus is the source of this 3021-nucleotide messenger RNA. RefSeq names its product collagen, type XX, alpha 1 (gene COL20A1). The record is from RefSeq and is a predicted model, not a curated record. The transcript is spliced from 24 exons. The annotation marks the transcript as partial. Lineage: Eukaryota; Metazoa; Chordata; Lepidosauria; Squamata; Gekkonidae. Gene Ontology annotation, molecular function: protein binding.